This is a messenger RNA of Coprinopsis cinerea okayama7#130, 1077 nucleotides long. RefSeq lists its product as hypothetical. The coding region runs from base 1 to 1077 and encodes 358 amino acids. Gene Ontology annotation, biological process: tubulin complex assembly; post-chaperonin tubulin folding pathway. The transcript is spliced from 5 exons. Gene Ontology annotation, molecular function: tubulin binding. Gene Ontology annotation, cellular component: cytoplasm. NCBI's taxonomy places the organism in Eukaryota, Fungi, Basidiomycota, Agaricomycetes, Agaricales, Psathyrellaceae. The record is from RefSeq and is a predicted model, not a curated record.
AUGACCACCACCGCCCCAUCCACUUGGGAAUUCUCCCAACAAUUCACAGCCGAAUUUCAGGCUUCACGAACUGAUCUCCAAAGCCGUCUAGCAGCAGCCCAAACAAACUCUACUCCACAAACCCUUCAAGAUCUCUCAUCUCGACUAGCCCGACUAUCCAGAUCUCUAUCCGAUGCUACAGGUUCACUACCAAGCUAUGACCAGAAACUCUACGAAACUCAAGUGAAGCAGCUCGAGCGAGAGAUCGAGGCUCUACGGACAAGUAGCACAGGCAAACCUCGUUUCUCUUUCAAACGCAAAUCACCAGCCUCUUCCUCUGUGGCUGCUGCAGCAGUUGGAGCCGAUCUUCCACCCCCAAUCGCAUCCCAUUCUUCCAUCCUCAGUCCACCGGUGAACGAUGGCGGUUCGCAACCAACCCCUCUCGACUCAACCUCCACGCCAUCCGGAAAGAACCUAACCCUCCAAGGCCACUCAUCUCGCUACAUCCUCCUCUCGGACCUCCCACUCUCCCCUUCAUCAUCCCAAACCCCCGAUCUAACCAUCUGCGACCUAACAAACUGCAUCGUCAACCUACUUCCACACUUCAACGAAGGCUAUUCUAACGACGACACUGAUAAAUCUAAAGACUCACCACCACUCUUUGGUGCAUACCACAUCCGCAACCUCACCAACUGCAUCAUCCUACUCCCAUUCAGCCCUGGGAGCGCCCUAAUCCACUCUUUAACGAACUGCGUAUUAGUUUUGGGCAGCCACCAGUUCCGAAUGCACAACAGCCAACACGUCGACGUCUACCUCGACAUAACUUCCAACCCCAUCAUCGAAGGAUGCUCCUCAAUCAGAUUCGCGAUGUACCCAGCCCGUCUGAACCCCGACUUGCUACGCAGAUCCCCCCUCCCGCCCUUCACGAUCCAAGACUUUUCUCACAUUCGCAGCAGUCCUUCUCCCAACUUCUCGCUGAUGGCGACCAAACUCGAGAACGAAGCUAAACCAUGGCCCCUCCAUAAACUCACCUCCAACGAAGAAUUGGAUAAGGGCUUGGCUGGUCUGUUGCCUCAACCUGGUGCACCAGUCGAAUAG